Messenger RNA from Neoarius graeffei (lesser salmon catfish), 3396 nucleotides. RefSeq names its product PRA1 domain family, member 2 (gene praf2). The coding region runs from base 1851 to 2387 and encodes 178 amino acids. Gene Ontology annotation, cellular component: membrane. NCBI's taxonomy places the organism in Eukaryota, Metazoa, Chordata, Actinopteri, Siluriformes, Ariidae. The record is from RefSeq and is a predicted model, not a curated record. The transcript is spliced from 3 exons.
AUCACACCCGUAUGUGGUUCUUCGGCAAACUGUUACCACAAAGUUGGAAGCACACAAAUGUUUUGUGUAGCUUUACAACUUCCCUUCCCAACCCUAACCUGUUCCAGGAUGACAGUGCACCUGUGCACAAAGCAAGCUCCAUGAAGACAUGGUUUGUCAAGGAUGGUGUGGUAGAAGUAUUCGAGUGUCCUGCACAGUGCCCUGACCUCAGCCUCACUGAGCAUCUUUGGGAUGAAUUGGAACAUUGACUGCCAUCAGUGUCUGAUCUGAUCUCACAAAUACUCCUAUGGCUGAAUGGACAUAAAUCCUCUCAGGCGGCACAGCAAAGAAGGUUUGAGCCCAGGGGCCGACGGGGGCCUUUCUCUUCAUGUCUGCCUGGGUUUCCUCCAGGUGCUCUGAUUUCCUCCUACAGUCCAAAGACAUGCAGUUAAGCUAAUUGGCUACUCUAAAUUGUUCAUAAGUGUGAAUGGUUGGUUGUUUCCCAAGCGUUGGGAAAGCAAAUGGAAAGGUUGUGGCAGGAAGGGCAUCCAGUGUAAAACUAUGCUCCAUUUAAUGACAAUAGGGUUUGGAUGAAAUAUGGUGUACAGCUUUAGGUUCAAGUGAUUUUUGAUGUUGAUAAGAUAUGGCUUGGUGGAGGUAUGCGCUCUACCACCUGCCCUUCUAGUCUUGAACAUUGACUCAAGUGGCACAGUGGUGUAGUGGUUAGCACUGUCGCCCCACAGCAAGAAGGUUCUGGGUUCGAGCCCAGUGGCCCACAGGGGCCUUUCUGUGUGGCGUUUCCUCCAGGUGCUCCAGUUUCUCCCACAGUCCAAAGACAUGUAGGUUAGGUUAAUUGGUGGCUCUAAAUUGACCGUAGGUGUGAAAUGUGAGCGUGAAUGGUUGUCUGUGUCAGCCCUGUGAUGACCUGGCGACUUGUCCAGGGUGUACCCCGCCUCUCGCCCAUGGUCAGCUGGGAUAGGCUCCAGCUUGCCUGCGACCCUGUAGGACAGGAUAAGUGACUACAGAUAAUGGAUGGAUAGAAGAUAUGGCUUGGUGGAGGUAUGCACUCUACCACCUGCCCUUCGAGUCUUGAACGUUGACUCAAGCGGCACGGUGGUGUAGUGGUUUGCAUUGUCGCCUCACAGCAAGAAGGUUCUGGGUUCGAGCCCAGUAGCCGACGGGGGCUUUUCUGUGUGGAGUUUCCUCCGGGUGCUCCGGUUUCCCCCACAGUCCAAAGACAUGCAGGUUAGGUUAAUUGGUGGCUCUAAAUUGACCGUAGAUGUGAAAUGUGAGCGUGAAUGGUUGUCUGUGUCAGCCCUGUGAUGACCUGGCGACUUGUCCAGGGUGUACCCCGCCUCUCGCCCAUGGUCAGCUGGGAUAGGCUCCAGCUUGCCUGCAACCCUGUAGAACAGGAUAAAGCGGCUAGAGGUAAUGGAUGGAUGGAAGAUAUGGCUUGGUGGAGGUAUGCACUCUACCACCUGCCAGCAAGAAGGUUCUGGGUUCGAGGAGCCAGAAUUUGUGACUGCAUGGGUUUCCUGGCAAUAGUGCUGGACAAGGAAGAAGAAGAAUGACCUAAAUCAUCAUGGAAAGCCUUUCCAGAAGACUGGAGGUUGUUAUAAUAGAGAAUGAAAUGUUUAAAAAAAAAAGCAUAUGAGUAUCCAUAAUCUUUUCCCUCAUUCUAUCAUCUUCCUCUUUUGGGUUUAAUGGCGGUUGGAACGCCAGUUUAAAGGUGCAUUACCGCCACCUACCGGAUUGGAGUGUGGAACAGAAGACAUCUGUUGUUUCUCGGCUGACUGUGCUUGAAAUCAGCGCAUGCGCACAACCUGUUCGCGUUGGAUUCUGGGCAACGUAGUUUCAUAAUAGUGUUGAAAAUGGCGGACGUUCAGCCUCCGCCUUUCCGGAGCCUUGAUGAUUUUCUUUUCGGUUCGGCCCGAUUCUCUGUGCCAGAUGUCCGUAAUUUAGAGAAAUGGAACAACCGGAUCAUUAACAACUUGCUGUAUUACCAGACCAACUAUUUUGCCUCCAUUUUGGCUUUUCUGCUGAUGGUCGGGUAUUUCCGGCCCUUUCAGCUCUUCCUUGGAGCAGCUGUGGUGAUCUCAGUAUUUCUGGGCUUCGUCUGGGCCGCAGAGAACAAGGCUAUGGUGAGACGCUUCCGAAGGAACCAUCCUUCUCUCUGUCUGAUUGCCAUCUUAGGCUCCAGCUACUUUCUGCUGUCCAUCCUGGGAGGAGUGGCUAUCUUUCUCUUUGGCAUCACCUUCCCCAUUUUAAUGAUUCUGGUCCACGCAUCAGUAAGGCUACGGAGCUUAAAGAAUAAAGUGGAGAACAAGCUGGAGAGCAUUGGGCUGAAGAGAACUCCUAUGGGUCUGCUACUGGAGGCACUCGGCCAAGAGCAAGAGGCCGGCUCAUAGUGUUCGAUCCUGUCCCAAUGCAACCUUCCCUUAAGUCCUUGACACUAUAAGCAGUAUGGUUUUAAUAUUGUGCCAUUGUUUCUAUACACGAACACGAAGGACUCGGGGAAGAAGAAUAGGAAUAUGUACAGUUGAGUGCAAAAGUUUGCAUCCCCUAUGCUGUUUAACCGGAGGGGAACAAGGCAAAGUCAGCAGAAACAGUUUAACCAUAAGGUGGGAACUGUUAAACUUUUGAACGAGUAUAAUUUUCUUUUUUUUUUUUCUACUGUUUAUGUCUCAACAUGCACUCUUCGACUAUUUUUGUUACUUGUGACAAUGAAGGCGCAUCUGUGAAAUGAAAACACUCCGUAUUAGCUUAAAUUUCAGCAUUUCUCAUUUUAACUAAGGGUAUGCAAACUUUUUCCACUCAACUUUGUUUUAAUUGAAGUAUAAUUGAAUGAACGUCUACAGUGUACCUGAUUUUAACACCUUAGGUUUAUUGUAUUGAAAAUGGACAUUUCAAAUGUGUCUUUAGCCAUGCAUUGAAUCUGCCAAUUUUUGCUUUUGAAUGAUUUCUGUUCUUGUUGCACAUACACGCAUCAGUGCAUUACCUUUCUAAAUUUAUACCAACAUUCCCCAAGUAAUGAGGGCCUUGUUGAUUUCCUCACAUCGUUGAUGGUGACCAAUGCAUCACACAUUCUUAUAUUUAGAACAUAUUGUUUUGCUAAUCAUGCAUAGACACUUCAAUUAUUUAUAAGCUAUUUGAUUAAUUAAGGUAUAUUAAAGUGUGAACAAAAAUGGUGUAUGGAGAUUCCCACAAAUGACUGACUCAUUAUUGGGAUUAAACACUACGAAUGUUUAUAAUUUGAUCCUUUUGAGUUCUGUAGUUGUUCACAAAUUGACAAGUAUUAUGAGGCUGUAUUUGCACCGGCUAUUUGAAGUUUAUCUCAUUUUGCCAAAGUGUUAUUGAAUGUCGCAUUUUUCUUUCUUUGUUUUGUCAAUAAAACUGAUGAUUUUCUAACAAUUGCAA